Messenger RNA from Pistacia vera, 846 nucleotides. RefSeq names its product aspartyl protease UND-like. Gene Ontology annotation, cellular component: extracellular region. The transcript has a single exon. The record is from RefSeq and is a predicted model, not a curated record. NCBI's taxonomy places the organism in Eukaryota, Viridiplantae, Streptophyta, Magnoliopsida, Sapindales, Anacardiaceae. The coding region runs from base 1 to 846 and encodes 281 amino acids.
AUGUUCACGAUCUUAUACGCCACUGGAAGUUCAUCUGAAGGUGUCCUUGCAACAGAGCGGUUCACUUUUGAAUCAUCAGAUGAAGGUAUUACAAUUGUAAAUGAUGUGGUGUUUGGGUGCAGUAGGAAAAUUUCUAAUACUAGAAACUUAAUGGGAGUUUUUGGACUUGCCACUCACAGACCUGGAUACUUUAUUGUCAAGAAAAUGGGCAACAAAUUUUCCUAUUGUAUUGGCAACGUUUAUGAUAAAGACUAUAAAUAUAACCAAAUAAGUUUAGGUGAGGGAACAUUUCUUGACGGUGCGGCAACUCCUCUUACUAACUACCGUGGCCUUUACUAUGUUGAUCUUGAAGGCAUUAGUUUAGGAGACAAAAGGCUUGAUAUUGAUCCGAAUCUGUUCAAGAGAUCUACUUCUUAUGGCAAAGAUGGAGUAGCUAUUGACACUGGGGCUCCAUACACUUGGUUAGUCUCAGAGGCAUUUUAUGUUCUUCGUGCUGAAAUUGCGAAAGUCACUGAUGGGUUGGGGUUGACGAGGCAAUAUGAUCCACACGUUUGGGGGUUGUGCUACUCCGGGACUGGGAACAUAGCUAGGGAUCUUCCAGAUUUUCCACUUAUGACAUUUCAUUUGGGUAAUGGCGCUGAUUUGGUUUUAGAUACUACGAGUAUGUUUUAUCAAUUUAGCGCUAGAGUGUUUUGCUUGGCAUUUGGUCCAAGUGGCCAGAAGGGUUAUGACUAUUUCUCGGUUAUAGGAGUACUGGCUCAGCAGAAUCAUAAUAUUGCUUAUGAUCUUAUUGGAAAGAAAUUAUAUAUCCAGAAGAUCGAAUGUAGUCUUCUUGAUGAAGAUUAA